Molecule: messenger RNA, 2373 nt
Organism: Puccinia graminis f. sp. tritici CRL 75-36-700-3
Lineage: Eukaryota; Fungi; Basidiomycota; Pucciniomycetes; Pucciniales; Pucciniaceae
Exons: 5
Coding region: 43-2031 (662 amino acids)
Source: RefSeq, a predicted model, not a curated record
UAUUGAUAUCGACCGCCCUCCCCAAGUGCCCUGCCCACGUCGAUGAUGCAAUCCUUGUCGGCUCGUCUCGGUACACCCAAGGCACAUCUGAUCUCCUCGCCCAAAAGCAGUGUCAGCAGCAACUCAAGAUCUUGUAGUAAUGGUAGUCAAAAGGCGCGAGAAUGGCAUCAGCGUAAGAUGAACUCACAACACGAUCCCGUCGAGCCAGGCUUGAUCACCAAUCAGCCACCUUCUACUACCUCUCAUUCGCCCGCCCCUCCUUGUCAAUCUCCUGCUCAUGAUCGUCCACGAUCUCUUAAGGCUCAGCUUACUGAGAUCAUCAGAAGCAGCCCGGUAAACUUUCGUGACACUGAUUCAAAUCAUCAAUCUCAGCAAGCUCCUUCAAUAUCUGCUUCAAGCGAGACUCAUCAUUCACCAUCCGGUGGGGAUCACAGUCUCUCCUGUGACCAACCUGAAAAUCAACUACCAAACGGAGAAUAUCAUCAAUCAGAGGACCGCAGCUCUCACUCGCCCUCUUCUCAUCCUCAUCAUCAUCACUCGCCUCAUUCUCAGACCCAUUUCCAUCACCACCAACCCCAUGUAUCUGUUCUCAAAAAACCGACGAUUGGUAACAGCAACGGCAUAUUUUCGCCAUUAAGUAAGGAACUAACAGUCGAUCUCGACCCGCCGAGAAGCUCGCCCCCGCCACCAGAUAUACCUCCUCGACCAGCCAGUCUUUGCAUCCAGAGCACUAGACCUCCUUCGCUCCCUCAUCCUCAUCAUCCUUCUUCAUCAAUCUUGUAUAACAAAGAUCAACAAUACAACUCUCACUUUAUUGAUCAUAAUCCACAUCAUUCAUUCCCUGCUCCUCCUCGUCAAAAUGGGACAAUGGAUGUUAAUCAGUCCAUUAACGGGCAUCACCAAUCCGUUGUUGGGUCGAUACCUCAAGAAAAUCAUCAUAUCCGACGUCCGAACACUUCUUGCUUAUCUCCCCGAUCUCCCGUCCGACAAUCCGCAACCCCAAGAUAUACACAUUCCCCAACUACUACUAGUACCACUAAGUCUAGCAAUUGUAGACUUUCAUCUCCUCCUUCACUUGCUCAUCAAGCUGCUUUUAUCCAAGGUGAUCAGUCUACUAUGGCCUGCAAUUAUGCUUUGAUCGAUGCUCAUCUACAAUCAAUUUUAGAGAUUGAUUUAAAACGAAAACAAGAGUUGAAGGAGAUCAAGAGACAGAUCCGAAAGACGGAUGAAUGGGCAGAAAGCCGACGACGAACAGUGAUAGAAGAGAUCCGACGAGUUUGUACGCCGGUGAGCAGUGGUAGUGUCUCGGUCCAUCCACAUACAUCUCAUCAAAGUGGAAGUAGUCACAGUCGGAGUCUCAGUCGUGGCCAACCAACCGACGCGAUCAUGAGUCCUAAGCCGGUCCAUAAGCAGCGGCUUAAUGAGUUUCAGACAAAGCAGAAUGGGAUGGAUGAUUCUCCUCGUCUCAAACGGACUCCUGAGUAUCCUGUCAAUCUGGGCGAGUCUGUGGGUAGGAGGAAGGCCGUUCCAAGGACUCCAGUCGUUGCUCCAGUACUCCAUCCCACCAAGAGAAGCUCAUCCACUCCUCCUGAAUCCAGUCACCCUCUUCAUCAUCAGCAUCGUCUAGGUAAUCAGGAUCAGAUGAAUCCUAAGCUACAAGCAGCCGUUUAUUCGGAUCCUUCGACGACACUCGGUAACUUCCAUCAAGAACAUGUCGCGCCAAACCGGGCCCUUCAUUCCGCUUCCGUCCUUCCUUCUCAUCAUCAUCCUUCACCACCACCACCACCACAAGGCCAUUAUCAUCAACAACGUAACUCUUAUCAUCCUCUGAGCCCUCAUCCAUCCCAACCUAAUAAAAAUAAUUAUCCUCUGUCUCAUAAUCCUGAUGGGCAACAUCAACAACCGAUCGUGGCUGAUCAGCUGUCGACGGAAUUCGACAAACUUGGGCCCGCUGGAUUCGCUAUUAAUGGGAUUACGUCCAUUAUUCAGUUGUUGCAUCAACAGCAUCAACAACAGCAACAUCAACCAUAAGAGUCCUCAUUCUUGCUCAAUUUCUUAUACAUUUAUUUGCAUAUUUCGCUUUGAUCCUAACGUACUUGCAUAUGUAAUCGAACACUACUUGCUCAGUUUGAUAUGAUAAACCCAUCUCUGAUCGUCGUCUUGAAUAUCAUCUUAAGUUUCCACACACAUAUUCUCAAGUUUUUAUGUUUUUGUUGUUGUUCUCUUGGGGGAGUUAGUUGAUUGAUGUGAGGAAGCAUUGUCAGCUCCUUGUUCUGCUUGAGUAAUCUAGUGAGAUGUAUGUAUGUAUCUAGACGUUUCUUGAUUAAUGAAAUGAAGUUUUGUAGUUGAAUAGAUAAAUGUGUAGACAUGCUU